AUGCGAUCCACUGCCGGCACCCCGCUCGCUGCCGUCGUCCUGGCCUGUUCCUGGGCCCUGUCGCUGGCCCAGACAAGCGGCAGCGACGAUUGCAGUCAGAUUUCGCCCAUCUGGAAGACCGCCUCGCUGUCGGCGCCCAGCGACUGCUGCUCCUGGAGCAGCUCCGACUCGACCAACUCAAUUGUGUGCGACUCUUCUGGGAACAUCACGGAUCUGAAUCUGGCCGGCUUCUUCACCGUGCCCAAUACCGCCUUUCCUGCCUCAAUCACUCUUCUCGGCAACCUGGCUAGGCUUGCCCUCAACGACAACAACUUCACCGGCCCGAUUCCAGAUAUCGCGGCUUUGACGGGGCUGCAGCGGUGCACGCUCCCCAGCUCCUCCUGCUAUGAUCCAUCCACACAAUUGCCUCCAUCGGUGUGCAACGUAGCACCAUGCUCAGCUACCCCCAGCCCCACCCCAAGUUCCAGCAUUAACUCUGUUGUCAGCAGCCCCGCAAGCACCCAGCCCGACUCCUCCAGCGGCCUCUCGAUUGCUAUGAUUGCCACGAUCGCCGGCGGCGUUUUAUGUAUUAUUCUGAUCAUUGCCAUCUUCAUCGCCAUCCGUCGGAGAUCCGGAGCCUUGCCCCGGGUAUCCACUCUGAAACGAAACGACUCGAACGGAUUCUCAAAGCUGAACGAAAGCUCCACCAACUUGACUCGUCCACAAUCCCGUGCUGACUCCAAGGGAAGCCGCAAGUCAGUCAUGUCGGACGAGCCCAGCCAGUACAUCGACAUCAGCCCCACGGCCGGCCCGGCGAUCGAGUUGCAGGAGCAGCCCUCUCGCUCGACGGACCAGGUUUCGAUUGCGAUACCGUCGGCGGCGUCGACCGCAAGUGACGCAAAGAAUCCCACCCAACCCGUGCGGUAUCAGUCUUCAGGCAAUCCCUUUGUCAUUGCCGACUUUGACGAGAAAGAGACCUUUGGCGUAACCAAGGAUACCGGUUUGUUGAACUGGCCCGUCAGCUUUGGCGACAGCACCAUCUCGGCCAUCUCGAAAAUCGCCCCAGACUCGGAGAGCACGGGAUCCAAGACCAAGAGCGACAACGACGGCGACGAUGCCCCUGUGGCCGCAGCUAGCGCGGAUACAACAGCCCCUGCUGCCUUGAUUGCGAAAGACUCGCAAUCGGAUGCCACCUCCAAGGGCCCUGCCCCGCCAGCCCCGGUCGCCCUUGCCACCACUACCGUCGCCGGUCCCCCCGCUGCAGGUAGCGCUGUCGCCGCAGAUGGCUCCAUCCCUGGCGCCCCGCUCUUGAUGCUCGACGAGCCCAACCGACUAGAGGACCGCAUCGACGGCGGCGAGACUGACAACAAGAGCCCGCAGCUUGAAUCGCUGAAUGAAGACUCGGAGAGCGAGACGUCCUCGCUGUCGUCGUCGUCCAUUGCCGAUGUCGACGACAAACAUAUCCAGCACCGCAGAGUGCCCGCGCGCAGCACAAGCAUCGGGUUCGAUAGCCCUCGACGAGCGAGCCAGCCAACGAAGCGGGCCUCACCGGCGUUCCGCAACAUGCAGCAGCGCUUCCCUCGCGAAAACUCGCUGCGUCGGCUGGCCAUUGCCAACUCGUACGUUGUUUCUGCCACGUCUGUGAAUGCCGCGCAAGCCGCUGGCACCAACGCCAACUCGUCGACUCCACAGCAACAGCAGCAGCAAGCGGGUAUCUCGAGCCCAUCCUUCAUGGACUUCAACACCAUCAACGGCCAGAUUGAAGGCGCUGGCUCGCAGGAGGACGGCACUCUGCAAUCCGAUUCGCUCUACCAGUGGCUGGAGAUGUACGACUAUGCUCUCCGCAACCUUGACAGCAGCUACCUCGAAUGUUUGAGCGGAUACACCUUCAAGAUUGUUCAUCCGCACACGCGGGACCUGCCGGACGAGAUUGAGCUGCAGCCUGGCGACCUUGUCACACUGGAUCAACCCUACCUCGACGGCUGGGGCCUGGGCCGGAAUUUGACAACGCACCAGUCCGGCAUGUUCCCGCUCCGCAGCAUCAUCCCCGACCAUGUCGAACAGGACGAGAUCCAGUUUGACGAGAGCCAUCCAGACGUCAUGUCCGACAACCCCUUUGAGUCGUGA
Molecule: messenger RNA, 2106 nt
Organism: Polychytrium aggregatum
Lineage: Eukaryota; Fungi; Chytridiomycota; Chytridiomycetes; Polychytriales
Exons: 4
Coding region: 1-2106 (701 amino acids)
Molecular function (GO): protein binding
Source: RefSeq, a predicted model, not a curated record